UCCGCCCCCUGCCCGCAUCCUGCCCAUCCAUUAACCUCUUGCUUACCAGGCACUUAUACCCCCUUCCUGCCUACCGGGCACUUCUACCCCCUUCCUGCCUACAGGUCACUUCUACCCCCUUCCUGCCUACCGGGCACUUCUACCCCCUUCCUGCCUACCGGGCACUUCUACCCCCUCCUUCCUGCCUACCGGGCACUUCUACCCCUUCCUGCCUACAGGCACUUCUACCCCCUUCCUGCCUACAGGGCACUUCUACCCCCUUCCUGCCUACAGGACACUUCUACCCCCUUCCUGCCUACCGGACACUUCUACCCCCUUCCUGCCCACCGGGCACUUCUACCCCCUUCCUGCCUACCGGGCACUUCUACCCCCUUCCUGCCUACCGGACACUUCUACCCCCUUCCUGCCUACAGGGCA
Staurois parvus is the source of this 417-nucleotide messenger RNA. The record is from the annotation of a GenBank genome assembly. Lineage: Eukaryota; Metazoa; Chordata; Amphibia; Anura; Ranidae.